Hemibagrus wyckioides is the source of this 5890-nucleotide messenger RNA. It is a transcript of the gene adam22, whose product is annotated as ADAM metallopeptidase domain 22. NCBI's taxonomy places the organism in Eukaryota, Metazoa, Chordata, Actinopteri, Siluriformes, Bagridae. Gene Ontology annotation, molecular function: metalloendopeptidase activity. The coding region runs from base 352 to 3177 and encodes 941 amino acids. Gene Ontology annotation, cellular component: postsynaptic density membrane. The transcript has 31 exons. Gene Ontology annotation, biological process: proteolysis. The record is from RefSeq and is a predicted model, not a curated record.
CGUCAUCCCGCGCGCCACAGCCGCGCCGCUCCGUAUAUUCUCCUCAUGUAUAUUCAUACGGCAUUUCUGCAGUGAGGCGGCUCGGUAACAGCCCUACUGACGUUUCUCAGGAGGAGGUGGUUCCGGUGAAGGAAGCUGAAAUUCGCCUCGACUCGUCGCCGUCCCGCUACAGCGCGCGAUGCGGAGGCUGCGCCUGCGUCGCUAAUGGCAACCAGCGCGAGAGAGCGCGUCGGCCAGACGAACGGAGCGCGCGGGGGGACGCGUGUGAGCCGCCAUUGUCUUUAACCAAACGGAAGGGUGCACGGUUCAAAUAAAUAGACAGAAGAGGGGAAAAUAAGGGUGGAUUUGGAGAUGAUGGCUUCGAGACUGGGGCUUUGGCUUGUGUGUGUGUGCGGAGCGCUGUGUAUUAGCGCGCGACAUUCCACCAAUGGAGGCGUCUUGAAUAAAACGAGGGCCUUGCGUGAUGAUAGCAGGUUCCUUGGGAAAGAGAGUACGGUACCGGUCCGGUUGGUUUAUAGCACAGAUAAAGGACAGACCGCGCAUGACGUCCUGAGCACACGAGUGCGCGCGAGCCCCGGCACGGACCAGAAGAACCAUUUGGCCCAAGCCAGUUUUCAGGUGAAAGCCUUCGACCGGACUUUCAUCCUAGACCUGGAACUGAAUCAUGACCUGCUGUCAUCGAAGUACGUGGAGAGGCAUAUAUCAGAGGACGGGAAAUCAUUCAUUACCAAAGGUGGGGAGCACUGUUACUACCAUGGAACGGUGCGAGAUAUUCCCGAGUCCUUCGUGGCGCUGUCCACUUGCCACGGAAUGCACGGGAUGUUUUUCGAUGGAAAUCACACGUACCUGAUAGAACCGGACAAAGAGGGCAAGGAGAAUGAACACAUCCAAGUGCACAUGAUUUAUAAAUCUCCAGGAUUUCAGCCUCCAGGGGAUUACAUCCCGCCUCUUAAUCUUGCAGAGUCGCCGUUUCAGAGCCCUCCACUCUUCACUGGGGCAGCCCACAGGAGAAAAAAGCGACAAGUGUUGCAAAGUUCCCACAGUGUCGAGGACGAGACUAAAUACAUCGAGCUGAUGGUCAUCAAUGACCACCUGAUGUAUAAGAAGCAUCGGCUUUCAGUUGGCCAGACGAACAACUACGCCAAGUCCGUAGUGAACAUGGCCGACUUUAUUUUCAAGGAGCAACUGAACACCCGGAUAGUUUUGGUUGCCAUGGAAACCUGGGCAGCAGACAACAGGUUCAACAUAAACGAGGACCCGAUGAUCACACUGCGGGAGUUCAUGAAGUACAGACGCGACUUCAUUAAAGAAAAGAGCGACUCGGUCCAUCUGUUCUCGGGCAACCGUUUCCACAGCAGCUGGGGAGGAGCCUCGUAUAUGGGAGGCGUGUGUUCAUUGACAAAAGGGGGAGGAGUUAAUGAGUAUGGAAAAACAGAGGAAAUGGCCAUCACCCUGGCACAGUCGCUGGGACAGAACAUUGGCAUAUUCUCAGACAAGAAAAGAAUACUAAACGGGGAAUGCAAGUGCGAUGAUAAAUGGUCCGGCUGCAUAAUGGAUGAUGUCGGCUUCUACCUGCCCAAGAGAUUCUCCGACUGUAACAUAGAAGAGUACCACAACUUCCUGUACAGCGGCGGCGGCUCGUGUCUCUUCAACAAACCCUCCAAGCUUUUGGACCCUCCAGAGUGUGGGAACGGUUUUGUGGAGCCGGGAGAGGAGUGUGACUGUGGAACUCCAGCGGAGUGUGCUAGAGAAGGAGAGAACUGCUGUAAGAGGUGCGCUCUGACUCAGGGCUCUAAAUGCAGUAAUGGACUGUGCUGUAAUAACUGUCAGAUGGAGUUUAUGGGUGUGAUCUGCAGAGAGGCUGUCAAUGACUGUGAUAUUCCUGAAAACUGCACUGGGAACUCGAGCCAGUGUCCUCCAAACGUCCACAAAAUGGACGGCUACACAUGUGAAAAAGACCAGGGACGGUGCUUUAACGGACGAUGCAAAACUAAAGACAGGCAGUGCAAGUACAUCUGGGGAGAGAAGGCGAUGUCCGCAGAUAAGUUCUGUUACGAGAAGCUAAACAUCGAGGGAACUGAGAAAGGGAACUGUGGCAGGGACAAGGACACAUGGGUCCAGUGCAAAAAGCAGGAUGUGCAGUGUGGAUACCUGCUGUGCUCAAACAUCUCACCUGCGCCCAGACUGGGAGAGCUGCAGGGAGGCCUGACCUCGUUUUCUGUGGCACAACAUAGCGCUUCACUAGACUGCAGUGGUGGACAUGUGAUGAUUGACGGAGACACUGAUCUGGGCUACGUGGAGGACGGCACGGCGUGUGGCACUGACCGUAUCUGCUUCAACCACAAAUGCCUCCCGGUUCAGGAUUUCAACUUCAGCACCUGCCCCGGAACCACCGACAAGAUCAUCUGCUCCGGACACGGGGUGUGCAGCAAUGAGCUGAAGUGUGUGUGUCACCUGGGCUGGGCAGGUGAAGACUGUAACUCUUCAUCACCUCUCAGCUACCUGGUGGUCGGACCUACAGCGACAUCAUCAGGCAUUAUCAGUACCAACAUCAUCAUCGGUGCCAUUGCAGGAUCUAUUCUGGUUCUGGCUCUUAUAUUAGCCAUAUCUGCCUGGGGCUACAAGAACUACAGACAGCAGCAGUUUACAGAAUCUGAUGUACAUCGAAGAUUCUGUCGACAAAUGCCACCAGGUGAUUAUGUAAAGAAGCCGGGCGACGCCGACUCGUUCUACAGCGACGUGCCGCAGGGCGUGAGCUCCAACUCAGGCAGCAGCUCCAAGAAGAGGUCUGCUUACCUGUCUCACCUGCAGAUCUACACCUCCAUCCCAUCCAUCAGCCAAAACAUCUCACUGUUCGGCUUCAGGUCCAACGGAUUGUCGCAUUCCUGGAGCGAGAGAAUCCCAGACGCCAAGCACAUUUCGGAUAUCUGUGAAAACGGACGGCCCAGGAGCAACUCGUGGCAAGGGAAUAUCAGCGGCAACCGGAGGAAGAUGAGAGGAAAGAAGUUCCGUCCUCGUUCCAACUCCACAGAGACGCUGUCUCCUGCCAAGUCCCCAACCUCGUCCACGGGCUCAAUUGCCUCGAGCCGAAAGUACCCGUACCCGAUGCCACCGCUGCCGGACGAGGAGAGGAAGGCCAACAGACAGAGCGCCAGGCUGUGGGAGACAUCAAUAUAAAGAGGCUCCUUGCGGUCACUCUGCAAAAUCUCCGAUAAGGACUACACAUUCCUCCGCUUUUAUACAAACGAGAAAACAAAAAAUAUACGAAAAACUAAUGAAUUUAAACAGAAGAUUCGAAGUCCUCCAGGAUUAGCGGGUCCAGAGCGGGGAGAGAGAGCGCGGGGACGAAGAGCACGGCCGUCAUCUUCUCAUCGCAGUCGACCGUAACGAAACAGAGAGACUGGCUUGGGUCAAUGGUCAAAGCCAGGCACUGCUGCAGUCAGUUACUCAUCCGCACGAGGCAGGGGAUAUCAGACUGCUAACCCCGCCCCCUUUGAUCCUGCCCUACCUUCCUUUUUUUGGGGCCGAACAACGGCCUGUCCCUAUCUCCCUCCAUCCCUCCCUCCCUCCCUCCCUCUCAUCCAGCACCAAUAAUGUCUUGUGAUUGGUGUCCUUGUAGCCAUGUUGAGAGAAGGUCAUCCAAAACCUGCUGGAUGUUAACGUUUUUUUUCCCGAAAGCACGUAGAAACUUUCCACUGUAUGCAUGAGAAUACACGUUUAUCAACUCCUUGUAGUGCGACGACGACAACGACAAUGAAAACUAAUAUUUUAACAAGCAGGCUAGGGGACAACAUGUCUCAGAGGGCAUUUCUGUAGGCUGGUAAGAUUUCAUUUUAUUUUUUUUGUAGGCUUUUCUCUACUCACACAGUGUAUCAGCGCUAACGCUAACGAACACUUUCCAGCCUUGCCAUACACGCUCUCUCUUAUUUCCUCACGUGUGUAAAUAUGUAUAGAUCUCCGACGGUGAAAUGUGUGAUCGUUUUUUUUUUAAUGCUUUUGUUUUUUAAUUCUUACGGCUUUCUUUCGGUCACUCGGUAGGUUUUAGAAGAAACAUUUGACCACUUCUUGUUUGUACGUUCAGCUUUUCUUGUUAGUCAUGGUUUUGAUUCUUCUGUGUAUUUUUCCCCGAAUCGUCGAACGAGCUUUCUUGCUUUGAAACAUAUCUGAUGCUGUCUGUAAGGAUAAAGAAGGCAGGAAGGUUGUAAUUGCUGGAAAGGGCACCGUUGACCUCUGAUGCUAUAAAUUCUUUGCGGAGAGAAACGGCUGUAUAUUUAUCCGAAAGUACGGUCACGAUGGCGGAAUUUCCGUCGUUCCGUAAGCCGUUUUCAGUUGUUCGCUUCUGAGUGCAGUGUCAAGGGAUGCGUCAGACCCAUUUAGCUGGUUUUCUGUCCUUUAGAAACAUCUGGAACGAUCUAUGGCGACCGACGAACAGAUCAUCGCCUCCUUGUAGAGUAAAUCCAAAGCAGGUUUGUUCUAAUCAGUUCACAGAUUCACCUACGACCAUGAAAGUAGAUCUGGAACCAGAAGCUUGUAGCUUGAUGUGGAAAUGAUGUUUGGCUGGAUUCCACGCACGACGUGGCGUAAAUGAGGAGCAAACUGACGUCACGCAGCGGCUUCGCACGACAUCUGCCUGGAUUUGGCAAACUCUACAACCGCCGAUUCCUUUCCACUCUGAGAAGCACCAGUCUUCGACGUUGACCCAACAGCGCCACCUGCAGUACCAAUACGAAACCACGACGCAAAGAUUGUGAAGACGGUUCUUGGGUCUGCUCUCCAAAACCCCUAACAGGCGCCAUUUCCACAUUGAAGUAUGCUGAAGGAAGAAGACUCCAUGAAUGUUGCUCAGUAUUGUACUCGUUUCAUCAAAACCCAUACACACCUCAUCUGUACAUAACCUUCAUGUUCGCUAAAUCCUGCUGUCUGUAUUCAUCCGUUUCUUUUUUUUUCCCCCCGCCAUCCUGAGCACAUCGUAUCCACUCACACCCACGUGUCGAUCCCUUUCUUUUCCCGUAUCCUCGUAUGUAAACAUUUAACCCGGACAGCAAUUAAGUGCAUUACGAUUAUUACUAUUACACUAGGUCUUUGUGUAUACCGAUACGGAUUAGCACAGGUUUUUAACGCUUUAUUUUGUGACCAAGUCUUUAUACGUCAUAACGAGCUCGAGUUCUGCAGUGUUUUUCCUCUCUCUUAUACUUACACACUGACACUUACACACACACACACCUGUAUUUCUCAGCAUUAAAAAUAACCCCUGCAUGACUGAAUGUUGGUGUUGAUGAAGGCUGAAUCCAAAGGCACCUGAAAUAAAAAGAAAAGAAAAAAAAAAACAAAACCAAACAUCUCAAGCAAUACUUUCAGCACCUCACUGUCCUCGUUUCAACGCCGCUGCCGUGACCGAUCAGCACCGCAACAUCCACUUGCGAGUAAAUAAAUAAACAAACCCAGAUAACGACAGGAUUCUCAGAGCAAACACACUCUUGAAUGUAACUUAAGCCGACGAUUACAGCACAACUGCCGUCAGCGAAUGCGUCACGCUCCAGCGAGCUCCACUUUCUAACUUUCUAUCCGUUACGUCACAGUGAGGCACGUCAUCGGCCACGUUUCAGGGUUGUUUUCUUUGGAGAACGAAAAGAAACACACGAGUAGGAGGUCUACACCUGCUUCAGGAGAUGUCAUAAAUGCCUUACGUUUGUCCGUUUUCAUGUAUCUCUCUCUCUCUCUCUCUCUCUCUGUCUUUUUCGGAAGCCAGUUCCUUUCCGACGCUGUUUCCUUUCAUAGUAUGCUGUAUGUAAACUUAAUACAAAACGAUCGGCGCCCAUAUUUUUUCUUACAGUUAUCAUUCAGUAUUGUAAUAUAUUUAAUACAAAAUAAACCUUUCAUUGACACGAGA